Mucor mucedo is the source of this 561-nucleotide messenger RNA. RefSeq lists its product as uncharacterized. The transcript has 2 exons. NCBI's taxonomy places the organism in Eukaryota, Fungi, Mucoromycota, Mucoromycetes, Mucorales, Mucoraceae. The annotation marks the transcript as partial. The record is from RefSeq and is a predicted model, not a curated record.
AUGGCUUCUUACCACACAGUUCCGGUUGAUGAACAACAGUUGCCAGCAACACCAACAUUUCAACCAAGAAAAUCUCGGUCAGCCUUAGCCACAGUAAUGUUGACCAUAUGUAUUGUAACAUUUGUUUUACAGACUGAGCUUGCCCAGUAUGUUCAAAAAACUACAAAUUAUUCGAAACCAUACUUUAUCCUAUCGAUCUAUAGAAAUAUCAUUGAUACAAUAAACAACAGCAAAUCAUCAGUAAAUAACUCAAUCGUCGAGUUACAGUAUAGAGUACAAGGCAAUCACGUUUUUCCUUUAGGUUUCAUCUUAAAAACUAGUCUGUGUCUCUCAAUAUUAUUAACAUUACCCUCGUAUAUCUGGUACCUUAGUGUUAACUUAACAACAAUGUCAAAUUUAACCGCAAUCUAUAAUACCGGUUGCUUUUUUGCGUAUUUAUUUUCGAUCAUCAUGUUACAUGAUCGAAUUGUAGGCGCCAAAGUUGGUGCGGUGCUGCUUUGUAUGUUGGGUGUAUUGGCUAUGGCGUGUUGGCCUCAAGGAACCGAUGACUCUGGUGAUAAU